UAAGCGCCACAUAGUCAUAGCUCAGGAGUGAAUUCCCUGUUUAUAGCUACUGCUUAUCUCCAGCAAUAAACAACCUGGCCGGUAUAAAAAGCCUCCACCGACUCCAUGCAGCAAAGACCACGGCAGACACCCGAGUGGCUGGGUCGAACGUAGUUCAGGAUGCAGAACCUCAAUCUUGUCCUGGCCCUCCUGCUCCUUACAGGAGCCCAGGCCCGCUACUUCUGGCAGCAUGACGAUCCCCAGCAGACCCGCCUGGAACACCUGCAGGAGCUGGGCCAGGUGUACCUGGACUCAGCCAAGUCAGCAAUCCAGCAAGCCGUGGUCCAGUUCGACUCCUCUGCCAUGGCCCAGGAGCUGCAAGUGAACUUAGGGCAGAAGCUGGAAGCCUUAACAAUUGUGCUGCGAGAAAUCAAGGAGCAGAUAGCCCCCGACCUUCAAGAAGUGAGAAGCGAACUGGAGGCAGCCUGGCAGAAGCUGAAGGAAGAGCUGACUAGGGACGUGCGGGAGAUCGGAACCCAGAUCCAGCCCUUGCUGCGUACGCUUCGGGAGGGCGUGCAGCAGGACGCGGCCGCCUACUUCCAGCAGCUGAGAACCAUCUCCCAGGACAUCAACCAGAUGGCCCAAGAGAAGCUGAGGCCGGUGGCCGAGGAUUUCCGGGACAAGGUGCGAAGCCAUGUGGACAAGUUCCGCAAGGACGCCGCUCCCUACGCCCAGAAGCUGGAGCAGCUGAUCCAGGAGAAGGCCAAGACGCUGGAGCAGAGCGCCCGGACUGAGCUCACCGAGUUGCAGACCGAGCUGCAGCAGCAACUAAGCGAAGUGCAGGAGAAAUACGGGCCCAUCUGGGAAAAGGCCCGGGAGGAGCUGCUACAGCUGCUGGGGAACGCCAAGGCCUUGCUUGUGCCCGCCGAAGGUUCGGAACAGGAGGUGCAGCAGCAGAGCUCCUAGAGGCCCUGCAUGGGUGCCCCCCAAUCAGCCCUGCCUCUCCCCCCCGCAAGGGUCCCGGUGACCCAUCCUAGUGGCUGAGGAGGCUGGCAAUUCCUUUGUAAGGCAGCAGAAGGCCGGAACCCACCCUCACCCCAAUCUGGCUGCCAGUCUCAUGUCCCCUCCCUAGACUUCUUUCCCUUCUUCUUCUUUUGUGCCAAAUAAAAAAAAAAACCAUGAUAUACAAAUGA
Messenger RNA from Pantherophis guttatus, 1172 nucleotides. It is a transcript of the gene APOA1, whose product is annotated as apolipoprotein A1. Gene Ontology annotation, biological process: acylglycerol homeostasis; phospholipid efflux; lipoprotein metabolic process. The record is from RefSeq and is a predicted model, not a curated record. Lineage: Eukaryota; Metazoa; Chordata; Lepidosauria; Squamata; Colubridae. Gene Ontology annotation, cellular component: high-density lipoprotein particle; very-low-density lipoprotein particle; chylomicron. Gene Ontology annotation, molecular function: cholesterol transfer activity; phosphatidylcholine-sterol O-acyltransferase activator activity; phospholipid binding.